Molecule: messenger RNA, 2080 nt
Organism: Biomphalaria glabrata
Lineage: Eukaryota; Metazoa; Mollusca; Gastropoda; Planorbidae
Product: transmembrane protein 50B-like
Exons: 7
Coding region: 314-793 (159 amino acids)
Biological process (GO): late endosome to vacuole transport via multivesicular body sorting pathway; protein targeting to vacuole
Source: RefSeq, a predicted model, not a curated record
GAUGUUCUAUGUUUACAAAUAUAUAUAGAUAUAUGAAACAUGUAUCUAUACUUGUAGAUCUAGGUCUAGAAUCCAGUAUUCUGAAAUUCUGUGAAAUCAACACUACGGAAUUUAGAUCUAGUUCUAUGGAACACAUGAAAACAUCAACUGAGGAAUUCAACUAUAUUGGCUUUAUAUAAAUUAGUUCUUCAUCAAGAUCUAUACAAAUUUUUCAGAAAUCCUUGAGGAUUAUUACUUGAACUUGUCUUCAGACAUAUAUUACAAUUACAAGGCUGCAGACAUUAUUUAUUUAUAAACUUAUCAAUAAAUCAUCAUGUCUGGUUUUCUUGAUAAUUGUAACUGGCCAAGAUGCGAGUGCAUUGAGCUGGGAGCUAAAAGAAAUUUGGUUGUCUCAGUACUUUCAGGUGUUAUGUUUUUUGCAGGCUGGUGGUUUGUUAUUGAUGCAGCAGCUAUGUAUCCAGACGGUGGGGAUUUCAAUCAUGCCUUCCAGACUCCUGGAGUUAUAUUAACUGUUGCCUUUUUUAUGAUCAACUCAGUAUCAAAUGGUCAAAUAAGGGGUGAUGCAUACACCACUGGUUGCAUUGGGCAAACAGGUGCACGUGUUUGGCUAUUUCUUGGAUUUUUACUUGCAUUUGGGUCUCUUAUUGCUGCCAGUUGGAUUCUGUUUGGAUUCUAUGUUGUAGGAAAUGUGAAACCAGAUUGGCCAGGGAUUGCAGUUUUCCUUCAAAAUGCACUCAUUUUCUUCAGUGCAUUUGUGUUCAAGUUUGGUAGGACAGAAGAUCUCUGGGGUUAAACUCUUCACAGAAAGAUAAUUUGUUUGUUCACACUGGAAUCUCAAGUCGAAACAACUUCUCUUAUCUGGUCAUCAAAGUUCUCUCAAGCUGUUUUAAGUCCCUACUUAACAAUGUAUGCUAGUUGCACUCUGUGUGUGGCAGAUAGGAUCAGUGUGUUUGACCUUUGCACUCAGUUAAUAUAUGGCAAGUGUAUUAGUUGCAUAUUUAUUUAUUAACAACUGAAAUGUUUAAAAUUCAAUACGAUCAAAUCACAUCUGUGUGUAUAUAUAUAUUUUGUAUAUAUGUCUGGCUCUCUCUUCUAUGCGUAUGCAUAGCAAGGUACUUUUCUUUCUAAGACUAACUAAUAGGAAACUAGAUUUUGUUAGCAUCAAGAAAUGUUGUUUUUUUUAUGCUAAUUGAUUAGAUUUAAAACAAUUCCCUACUGUUCCACUUGGUUUUAAUUUGCAAAAAAAAUUUUAAAAUGUAAAUUGGGCGUAUUUAACGCCCACAAGCUCUUCUUUGCUAUAAAAUAAAAAAAUAUAUGGUUAUCUUUUGGUCAAGAAAGAAGUAACUUAAAGCAUUUGAAAACUAUUUCAGCCUUACAACUGGCUAGACUGAUCCUAUUUAUCAAUCAAAUUUGUAUAUGAUGUUACUAUAUUUAGAUGUUUCUUUUUGUCUCACUGCAUAUAUGAUUUAUAAAUUGUUUACUUUGUUACCUGGCUAUUUACAUUUUCAAGUUUCAUUUGAUUACCUUUAGAUAUACUGUAUAUAAUGCAGCAAUUGUAAAAAAAACAGAAACAACUUCAAACUUUAAAUUUUUUCUGUUUUGAUGUUUGUGUGUGUAUUGGUGUUCCCAAGAGAGAAAUAUUCAGUUAUACUUGACGACGCUGGAACAAAAAUAUAUCUAUAAUUUUUUUGGGCUCACAUUUAAUGUUAACAGAUUAUUUUAAUUUGACUUAAAAACAGCUGAUAGUGUUUGUUUUAAGAAAUAAAAUUUAUUAAAAAUAAAUGUUGUGGAAAAAAUUUUGUUGUUUCUCUUUGUUUUCAUUGUUAAUAUUUCGCCUUGUUAUUUUACCUCUAAAGCUUGUCUUGCAAAGUGAGCAAGUCUAUUCUACAAGUUGAACAAAGAAUUGUGCACUGUACACAUCAUCAAAGUUGGUAAGGAAAAAAAAACAACUAAAUAGGACUAAAAUGAGAUUUAUUCAGUUCAAAACUUUUUUGUUAUGUCUUUGAUAUUGAAGACCAUUUAGGACUUCAGUCAUAAUAUUUUGUACACGAAUUUGCAGAAAUAUAUUUUUUGAAACACA